AUGAUGACGACGUGCCGUCUGCUGUGCGCCCUGUUGGUGCUCGCCCUGUGCUGCUGCUCGUCCGUGUGCGUGGCAGAUGCUCAGCCUGUGCCUGAAGGGUCUUCCAAUACGACCACGACGACGACCACAACAAAACCACCGACUACGACCACGACGACCACAACACGGCCACCAACGACCACGACCACCACUACAACACAGGCACCAACCACGUCUACCACCACUGCGCCAGAGGCACCAAGUACUACGACUACAGAGGCGCCAGCUGUGUCGACCACCCGUGCGCCGUCACGUCUUCGCGAAAUGGACGGCAGCCUCAGCAGCUCUGCGUGGGUGUGUGCCCCGCUGGUGCUCGCCGUAUCCGCGCUGGCGUACACCACUCUGCGCUGA
Molecule: messenger RNA, 390 nt
Organism: Trypanosoma cruzi
Lineage: Eukaryota; Euglenozoa; Kinetoplastea; Trypanosomatida; Trypanosomatidae
Product: mucin TcMUCI, putative
Exons: 1
Coding region: 1-390 (129 amino acids)
Source: RefSeq, a predicted model, not a curated record